Messenger RNA from Phaeoacremonium minimum UCRPA7, 729 nucleotides. Its product is annotated as putative 37s ribosomal protein rsm25 protein. The record is from RefSeq and is a predicted model, not a curated record. Gene Ontology annotation, cellular component: mitochondrial small ribosomal subunit. Bases 1 to 729 code for a protein of 242 amino acids. Gene Ontology annotation, molecular function: structural constituent of ribosome. Lineage: Eukaryota; Fungi; Ascomycota; Sordariomycetes; Togniniales; Togniniaceae. The transcript is spliced from 2 exons.
AUGGCACGUAGCUUACGAUCCGCAAGGGUCUACCAGACAGCGAAGACCGCCUUGGCGAUUCGCAAUGUCGACAGCCAGAAGAUGGUGCCUCCAGUAUGGCUGAAGGUUAUCGAGUCAAUACCACCGUCUGAGAUCCUCACACGCCCAUAUCCAGAGCAACACCAACCUCCGAACCCAAAGUUGCGACGGCCGAAGCACCUAUUCAAGCCUCAACAGAUCACAUACGAAGAGGACGAGCUACGGCGGACAUUCUUCCGGGAUCAUCCAUGGGAGCUGGCGCGACCGCGAGUCGUUGUCGAGAUGGACGGUAUGGAUGGGAGGCGGCUUGACUGGAGCAAAGGACUGAGGCAACCCGGUGUGCCCCUGAGUGGAGAAUGCGUUGUUCAACGACAGCUCUGGAUGAUGCACAAUGUGCCCAACAUCUCCAAGGAGCAAGCCUACGACGAGGCACGGCGAGAAUUCUACCUCCUCAGACAAGAAGAGGAAAUCGAGAGAAGGGUAGCCGUAGAGGAAGCCCGCAUGGUUGGAGCUUACUUCGGCAAGUCAAGAUUACAAGUGGGAAUGGAUCUCGAGGACGAGCAGUUCGAGAAGUGGAAGAAAUGGGCUUCGGCUGAGACAAUGAAGAUCGAGUCUCAGCGUAGCCAAAUGUACACCUCAUUCGGAGAUGAGGGAUCCCCAGAGGCCGAGACUGCUGACCCUGUGGUUGAAGGGCAGACUAAUAGUCUCUAG